CGUGUGUGUUUGUGUCUGUGCAUAUGUAUCCAUGUGUGCUCAAGUGUGUAUAAGAGCAGUGACACUCUGGGAAGGGUUAACUCUCAGUCAAGCUCUCUGUGCUCAGGGCCCUAAGACUGGCCCAGGAAUGGGAGGGGUGGGCUCGGAAGGUGGAGCAGGCUGGCUUGUCUGAGCUGCCUUUUCCAAGACAGGAGAGCAAGCGCUUGCCUGGCUGGACUGAGCGUGGUGAACUCGCGUCGCCUUUAGGAAUGGCUGCAAAAGCCCACACCUGGAACUCCCUCCCUUCCUGCCCCCCCAUGGCAGGUUGCAUUCGGGAGGCUCUCCAGUCAUUAGAGGAAUGAGCCGAGGGUGAGCAAUUCACCAGCUCGCCAGCACUUCGAGAACAGCAGGCAAGGAUGGAUGUGGUCGACAGCCUUCUUGUGAAUGGAAGCAACAUCACUCCUCCCUGUGAGCUGGGAAUUGAAAAUGAGACACUUUUCUGCUUGGAUCAGCCCCAUCCUUCUAAAGAGUGGCAGCCAGCCGUGCAGAUUCUUCUGUACUCCUUGAUAUUCCUGCUCAGUGUCCUGGGGAAUACGCUGGUCAUUACGGUGCUGAUUCGGAACAAGAGGAUGAGAACGGUCACCAACAUCUUUCUGCUCUCACUGGCGGUCAGCGACCUCAUGCUCUGCCUCUUCUGCAUGCCGUUCAACCUCAUCCCCAACCUGCUCAAGGAUUUCAUCUUUGGGAGUGCCGUCUGCAAGACCACCACCUACUUCAUGGGCACCUCUGUGAGCGUAUCCACCUUUAAUCUCGUUGCCAUAUCUCUGGAAAGAUACGGUGCGAUUUGCAAACCCUUACAGUCCCGGGUCUGGCAGACCAAAUCCCAUGCUUUGAAGGUGAUCGCCACGACCUGGUGCCUCUCCUUUACCAUUAUGACUCCGUACCCAAUUUAUAGCAACCUGGUGCCUUUUACCAAAAAUAACAACCAGACAGCGAAUAUGUGCCGCUUCCUACUGCCAAAUGACGUCAUGCAGCAGUCCUGGCACACGUUCCUGUUACUCAUCCUCUUUCUUAUUCCUGGAAUUGUGAUGAUGGUGGCGUACGGAUUGAUCUCUUUGGAACUUUACCAAGGAAUAAAAUUUGAUGCUAUCCAGAAAAAGUCUACUAGGGACAGGAAGCCAAGCACCGGCAGCAGCGGCAGGUAUGAGGACAGCGAUGGGUGUUACCUGCAGAAGGCCAAGCCCCGCAGGAAGCUGGAGCUCCAGCAGCUGUCCACACCCAGCAGCGGCAGGGUCAGCCGCAUCAGGAGCAGCAGCUCCACGGCCAACCUCAUGGCCAAGAAGCGGGUGAUCCGCAUGCUCAUGGUCAUCGUGGUCCUCUUCUUCCUGUGCUGGAUGCCCAUCUUCAGCGCCAACGCCUGGCGGGCCUAUGACACGGCUUCGGCCGAGCGCCGCCUCUCGGGGACCCCCAUUUCCUUCAUCCUCCUGCUGUCCUACACCUCCUCCUGCGUCAACCCCAUCAUCUACUGCUUCAUGAACAAACGGUUCCGCCUCGGCUUCAUGGCCACCUUCCCCUGCUGCCCCAACCCCGGUCCCCCAGGAGCGAGGGGAGAGGUGGGAGAGGAGGAGGAAGGCAGGACCGUGGGGGCCUCUCUGUCCCGGUAUUCCUACAGCCACAGGAGCGCCUCGGCGCCGCCCCCCUGAGCCGGACCCGCCUCCCGCGCCACAGGAAGGAGUGGGCAGCGGUGGGGAGACGAGGAGGAAGACUCCAUUACCAGUGGGAACUGUUCAUGGUCUGCUUUUCAUCCUUCAUCCUGGUUCCAGGGGGACGCCGGCAGAGUAGGGCUGUGACUUCGUUUCUGGGCAGUUCAAGGCAGGAAAUGCUUAGUAACACCCACCAUCAGAAACACCUCAACAGGCCAGUCACAGGAGUCCAACAGGGCCCACACUACAAAAGGCAAUGCCAAACACAUGGUCCAGAUGGAGAUGUGGACCCUACUUAAGCUUUAGAAGUUUCUAGAACAUCCAAGGUGGGCUCGCACUCCCCUUAGUGACACAGCUCUAUGCUCUACUUCAUCUGCGGAUGAAGAAGUGUGGAGCCUUGCUUUGCCCCUGGAGUGAGUCUAUCAUGUAUAUACUGUAACCACCCCUCUCAUCAUGACCACAAAAAGGCAACAUGAACCAAACCCUCUUCUGGCCAUUUUUCUGAAGCAAGACAACAGUCUGACUUUUUCUUUUGAGGUUGGUGAAGGCCAUUAUGGUGUCAUCAAAACAGCAUAAGGAAUGUUGUUUUGAUGAAUUGGGAAUUUAUGUUUCUAAAAAGAAAACAGAUGUGUGGCAAAUAGCUGAGUGGAAUGCUGUCCUCCCAUAGUGAACAUUAAGAGCCAGUAGGCAUACAGAAUUUUUUUUCUACUUUAAUGACCUGUAUCGCUUAACUCCACCUUUAUAUGGCGAUAUGGAACGCCAUGGCCUCUUUGCCUCAAUUUCUCAUACUCAUCUGGCACUGCCUCUUUCCCAGAAAGACUCCAGGUACAAAGGAGAGUUGUAACCUCUGUGUACCUGUCCAAGGUUGGAAACAGAAACAUGUGUAGUCAGUCCCAGAAGAAAAACUGACAUACUUGGAUUCCAUUCGCAAAUAGCUUUGAAGGUCAAAGUUGUCUGUCCCGUUAAAUUCAAUCUAUGUAUUUGUCAGUAAUUGUAUUAAUUUU
Mustela erminea (ermine) is the source of this 2686-nucleotide messenger RNA. RefSeq names its product cholecystokinin A receptor (gene CCKAR). Bases 396 to 1682 code for a protein of 428 amino acids. Gene Ontology annotation, biological process: neuropeptide signaling pathway. The record is from RefSeq and is a predicted model, not a curated record. The transcript has 5 exons. Gene Ontology annotation, molecular function: neuropeptide receptor activity; cholecystokinin receptor activity. Gene Ontology annotation, cellular component: membrane. NCBI's taxonomy places the organism in Eukaryota, Metazoa, Chordata, Mammalia, Carnivora, Mustelidae.